AAAAAUUGCUUCCGGGAUAUAAAGGGAUUUUAAACUACAUACACAAAUGAUUGAAUGAUUCAGCCACUACAUGUCGGGUGUAAUUUCUGCUCAGAAAUGAUCACGAAAUUCAGAUGUAUGUCCGCAAAAAAAUCGUUUUAUUUCUUGGUUUUGAUUUCUGUUAUUUGUUUUGAUAAUGGUGUUACGAAGUCGUAUAAAGCCGUGGUUUUCAUGCAUGGAAUAUUUGGAGAUGUCGCUGUUGAAUCACAAGAGUUGGAUGCAUGGAUAAAACAGGUUCACCCCGACACACCGUUCUACGCCAUACCCCUAUAUCAAAGACUUGACAGCCUUGUGCCUCUAUGGAAACAGGUUGACGUCAUAAGUAAGGAGGUGAUCAGCAUCAUGAACAAUCACACCAACGGCAUCCAUCUUAUCUGUUUCUCACAAGGAGGCCUGAUUUGUCGCGGAAUUUUGUCAACAACUCAGCACAACGUGGACACCUUCAUUUCUCUGAGCGCACCACUAGCCGGGCAGUACGGAGAUACAAAUUAUCUGAAGUACAUUUUCCCAAAUUUCCUGAAAUCGGAACUGCACAGAGUGCUUUAUACAAAAGAAGGACAAGACGUCUCGUUGGGAAAUUACUGGAAAGAUCCCCACCACUUGGAAGAAUACCAGAAAUAUUCUAAAUUUCUUGCACCGUUAAACAAUGAUACCUACACGCCAAACAUCAAUAAGUACAAGCAAAACUUCCUAAGACUUAAUAGACUUAUUCUGAUUGGUGGACCGAACGAUGGCGUCAUCACUCCAUGGGAAUCAAGCCAUUUUGCUUAUUACAACUCUGAAGAGAAAAUUGUCGAAAUGGAACAACAGAGAUACUUCCUGGAAGAUUCCUUCGGUUUACAGACGUUAUAUAAACAGAAGAAGAUCAAGACUUAUACCAUUCCCGGCGUGCAACACAUCCAUUGGCAUAGCAACAAGACAGUGUUUGACAACGCCAUACUUCCUUGGCUAAUAUAGAUAAAAUUCAGACAGAUCCAUGCCUUUUUUAAAAUAUGUAUUUUAUUAUACACCCACUCACUGACGACAAAGCACAUCAAUGCAAUGAUACAAUGCUCAAACAUUUUAUUUUAUUUGGUUUUACAUAGCAUGUGAGAGUAUUUUCAUUAUUGAAUUAUUUUGUUCACUCUAAAAUUUUGUAAGUGCACGUACAUGUAUGUGCGAAUAGAAAUGAUUGUACAUGAUGAAGCCUUUGUCCUACUGUGAAAAUGUCACAAUUACUUUAUACACAACACACAUUGACCUGCAUUUGUAUAAAAGAAUAUAACAUUUCAAUAAUUAUAAUAUGAAGAUGGAAUAAAAUGGUUACAAUUUA
Ostrea edulis (European flat oyster) is the source of this 1351-nucleotide messenger RNA. RefSeq names its product lysosomal thioesterase PPT2-A-like. Gene Ontology annotation, molecular function: thiolester hydrolase activity. The coding region runs from base 55 to 996 and encodes 313 amino acids. The record is from RefSeq and is a predicted model, not a curated record. Gene Ontology annotation, cellular component: lysosome. NCBI's taxonomy places the organism in Eukaryota, Metazoa, Mollusca, Bivalvia, Ostreida, Ostreidae. The transcript has 9 exons.